Molecule: messenger RNA, 1704 nt
Organism: Sugiyamaella lignohabitans
Lineage: Eukaryota; Fungi; Ascomycota; Dipodascomycetes; Dipodascales; Trichomonascaceae
Gene: PRP31
Product: Prp31p
Exons: 1
Coding region: 1-1704 (567 amino acids)
Biological process (GO): spliceosomal tri-snRNP complex assembly; mRNA splicing, via spliceosome
Cellular component (GO): U4 snRNP; precatalytic spliceosome; U4/U6 x U5 tri-snRNP complex
Source: RefSeq, a predicted model, not a curated record
AUGUCUCUAGCGGAGGAGCUGUUGGCUGAUCUAGGAAGCGACGAUGAUGAUUUCGAAUCCCAGAUUGAGGCAUACAAUAAUGGCGAAGAUGAAGAUAUGGUGGAUGCUGUUGAAACCAAUGGCUCGUUUUCACAGGAACCAACACAUACAAAUCCCGAAGAGUACGCCAAUGCCAAAGAAGUAGCGGCCCGGAUGGACCUGAAAGGUAAAGAUGUAAAACAAUUAUCGAAUUUAAUGACAAAAUUGGAACCAAUUCUCGCUAGAAUAGAUGCGUCUCCUAUGCCCGAUAAGGAGUCAUCAAACUCGUCAUUUUCAACAAUAGAGGCCAACCCUAUAUAUCAAUUGCUAGUAGAAGCGAAUGAAUAUUCGGUAGAGAUUGACAACGAAAUAGCUGUUGUUCACGAAUUCAUUAAAGAAAAUUACUCAAAAAGGUUUGAUGAGUUGGGGUCCUUGGUACCUAAUGCUAUCGACUAUGCCAAGACUGUGAAAGCCAUUGGAAACGAUUUAGCCAAAUUAGACAACGAACUAAAAAGUAAAUUGGGAGAAUUUCUCACGGGUGCAACACUAAUGAUUAUUACAAUGUCUGCUUUUGAGAACCAUGGAAAGCCACUCUCGGAGUAUGAGUUAGACCAGGUAAAUCAAGCCUGUGAUUUACUUCUCAAGCUUGAUGACGCGAAAAAUAAAAUUACAAAUUUUGUUUCUGAACGCUUAUCAAUAUUUGCUCCUAAUCUCACUCAGAUUAUUUCUUCACAUACUGCAGCCCAGCUCAUGGGAUUUGCAGGAGGGUUGAGUGGGUUGGCAAAGACACCGUCGGCGAAUAUUCCAAGUUUGGGUUCUAAGCGUCGCGUGGCAAUGGGAUUUGGCCACAUUGGCAUAAGGCAACAGGGUUUCUUGUAUCAUAGUGAUCUUAUUCAAUCGGCUCCUGCCGAGAUUAGAAAACAGGCUAUGAGAAUUGUGUCUGGCAGAUUAGUCCUUGCGGCUAGAGUGGAUUUAGUUCAUUCAUCUAUAGAUGGAUCUCAAGGGAAAAAGUGGAGAGAGGAAAUCAAUGAAAGGCUAGAAAAGCUUGUAGAACCUCCAGAAAAUAAAGGUACAAAGGCUCUUCGCCUUCCUGAAGACAAACCCUCGAAGAAACGUGGAGGGCGAAGGAUCCGCAAAUAUAAAGAACAGUUUAAGCAAACGGAGCUUCAAAAAGCACAAAAUAGGAUGGCUUUCGGAAAAGAAGAAGAGGAAGUCGGGGCUUAUGAUGAAUCUAUUGGUCUAGGAAUGGCUGGUACAAGUGGUUCAAGUGGACAAGUGAGGUCACUUGCCGUUGACAGCAAGACUCGAGCAAAGAUUUCGAAGGGUAUGCAAUCUCGCUUGAACAACGUUACUCAAGGUAAGCCUCAGGGCGGAAUGUCGUCAUCUCUUCAUAGACUAAAAUCGGUUUCACAGCAAAGUGGAUUGGCUUCCUCGCUUUCAUUUACACCUGUUCAAGGAAUAGAGCUAGUAGACCCAGGUAAGCUGGUCAAGCCAAAUAGUGUAGGAGGCGAUAGUGAUCGGUGGUUCAAAAGUGGGACAUUCACACAAAUCAAACCAAGUUCUGGCUUACAUCUGGGACCUGGCACAAAUCCAAGCGACAGCACUCUGCCUAUGGCCCCUCCAAGCAAGCGAAAACGAACAAACGAUCUUCCUUCAGUUGAAACCAAAAAGCCUAAGCCUAAUUAA